This is a messenger RNA of Aureococcus anophagefferens, 1068 nucleotides long. RefSeq lists its product as hypothetical. The record is from RefSeq and is a predicted model, not a curated record. Lineage: Eukaryota; Pelagophyceae; Pelagomonadales; Pelagomonadaceae. The transcript is spliced from 4 exons. Bases 1 to 1068 code for a protein of 355 amino acids.
AUGUAUGAUGGAACCAAUAUCGAGAGAGCGAUGGAACCCAUUUCAUACCCUACUUGUUUCCAUCAUAGUAAAAUCAGAGCCGUAUUUGCCAUGAAGAGCAAAAGCAAUGCGAAACAAAUUAAAGCGAAACGAGAUGCGUUGGGAGACGCACGAUACGCCUCUUUCAUAUCUACAUACUCCAAUAAAAUGGAAUGCAAAUUACCAGGUGAACACAAGAGCAAACUCAAGCAAGCGGAAGAGAUCAACGACCUCCUGUUAUUAGACACACGUCGACCCCGGCCGAGACUUUGCCGACGAGAAUAUCAGGAGCCUGAUCAGGAAUCAAGAGAAGUUUGGGACACAGGAGCUGGCAAAGCAGCACAAGCGAAGAGUUUGCCGACUCAAGCAAAGCAGCGCAAGCGAAAAGCGCCUAGAGCUCCAAAGCAGCCCAAGGAGAAGAAGCCGAAGGAGGAGAAGCAGCUCGAGCAGCAGAAAAAGAUCAAGCAGCAGGCGAGGCAGAUCGAGGAACUCCAACAACAACACCAACAAACAAAUCAAAAACUACUUUCUCUUCAAACCCCCAAUGACACACAGGCGAACAGUUUCAAAGAAGAAUGGUUCGAGAAAGGAGCUAAGCAAACUAAAGAAUCCAUCGAAUGGGGGCUGACGAUCUCGGAAAAAUUGAACAGAGAAGCGGCCAAGUUAGACGCGGAGCGAGCGAAAUUACAGCACCUCCAUUACAUGGAAUAUACUCAGAGGUCUCCAGCUCAAUCGCAAGGCCAGAAACAACCGCAAGGCCAGAAUCCGACCCUGUUUCCACCUCCACAAACACCUCCGGCUCUUUUUGCACCGGCAGCACCAGCACCAGCUCCAGCUGCACUGAUGCUAGCAGCUGCAGCACAUGCACCCGCAGCACAUGCACCCGCAGCACCUGCAACCGCAGCACCUGCAACCGCAGCACCUGCAGCCGCGGCACCUGCAGCAGGCAACGCCACAGAAGAGAUGGCAACCCUGGCAGCUUCCUUGCGCGCAGGCGCCAUUACUUUUGGUGAAUUCAUGGAACACGCGAAGCGUCUAACGCAGCCGUGA